UUAUCCCCUUUCAAAUUCCUCUCUAACUCACGGCACCUUUCAAAACCCUACAAUUCUAACAGAUAAUAUCCCGCGCUUCACACUUCAAAUUUGGGGAUCUUCAUUUUGAUUUCGUCAUUACACUCUUCUCCUUCCCCAAAUUCAUCUAUCUAGUUAGCAUAUCCACAUAAAUUUCAUUACUUGCUACCGAUCAAAAACUAAAAACUUCUCGUUUUACUGAAGUAAAAGUUUUAUGGAUCAUUUCUAAAGAGAUUGAGUUAUUUCGAUUGCUAGUUGUAAGACAUAUUGCAUGAAUGAGAUGGUGGAUAUGAAUAACACUGAUGGACAACAAGAGGAAAUAGAUGAUGCCUCAAGUGAUUCUGGGUCAGGGGAUUCAUUCAUUGAUGAUUCAGAAGAUGGGGAGCCAUCGGUAUCUGGACAUGAUGAUGGAUCAAGCCCUGAGGCACCCCUGACAGAUGCUGAAGUAGAAGAGCUAAUUGCCGAGCUUUUGGAAGUUGAGAGUAAGGCGGCAGAGGCUCAAGAAUCACUGGAAAAGGAGUCUCUUGCGCAAGUCGAGCAUGAAGUGAGAGCUGAGUUGGCAGUGGAUCUAAACCAAGAUGAGUUGGAGGCUGCAGUUGCAAAUGAAAUGAGAACUUACAAAGAAGAAUGGGAGACUGUGCUAGAUGAAUUAGAGACUGAGAGUGCCCAGCUGCUGGAACAACUUGAUGGAUGUGGUAUUGAUUUACCAAGUCUCUACAAGUCGAUCGAAAAGCAGGCUCCCGAUUGUUGCUCGACAGAAGCUUGGAAGAAAAGGACACACUGGGCAGGUUCUCAAGUAACUAGUGAAGUAAGCGAAUCCAUUGCACACGCUGAAAAGUAUCUACAUACUAAGCGACCUGUCAUUAGGAAAAAUGGUAAAAUGUAUGAGGAGGGUGCUAGUGGUUUUCUUGAAAAGAAACUCACCGAUGAAAAUGGUGUAGAUAAUGAGUCCGAAGAUACAAAAAAAAUUUGGGAAUCUUUUGAAAACUUUGUCGCAACUGAUAAUUUAUCAGAGGCUGAUACAUCAUUUGGUAGCAAGCCUUGGGCUUCUGUUUACUUGGCUAGUACUCCGCAGGAAGCUGCCAGCUUAGGGCUGAAGUUGCCUGGAGUUGACGAGGUGGAGGAGAUAAGUGACGUUAACGCAAAUGAAGUUGCUAAGGAGGAGAUAGCCCUUUCCGAAGAGCAAAAGAAAAACUUCAGGAAGGUGAAGGAAGAAGAUGAUGCAAAUGUAGAACUGAAGCUUCAGCUUCAUUUAAAACGAAGAAGACAAAGAUUUAGAUGCAAACAGGAGGCUACGAAACAGGAGGAUGACACCUCUGACCUGAUCACGGAGGACAAGUGUAAUGACUCCAUCCCUUCAAUCGAUUGUUCUCAAGGUCUUGAUGGUGAAGGUGUAUUGGAUACUGUCAAUGGUGAGACGUCUCAUUCAUUGAAGGUUGACGUGCUUGGGAAGGGUGAAACUGUUGGCAAGUUUAAUGAGGAAAAGCUAUUUGCUAAUGGUGCUCCCUUGGGGAUUCUGAAUUCUGAACAAAGAGGGGAGAAGCGUUCACAUGAAAGUGAGGAUGCCGAUGAUGACUCCAAAAGAAGUCGGACAGUGAUCAUAGAUAGUGAUGAUGAAGAGCAUGCUAGGGAUGAUAAAUAUGUUUCCUCAUUACAAGUUAAAGAAGAAAUCGAUGUGGUAAAUGUUGUUAAUCUUCCUUUCCUGAGUUCGAAUGGAACUUUUCAUUGCACAGCAUGUGCCAAAGUAGUUGUAGCCUGUGAAGUGCGUGAACACCCACUUCUGAAGGUCAUUGUUUGUGAAAGUUGCAGAUGUAUAGUGGAAGAGAGGAUGCUCGAAAAGGACCCUGAUUGCUGUGAAUGUUAUUGUGGUUGGUGUGGAAGGUCCAAUGAGUUAAUAAGUUGUAAAUCAUGUAAAUUGUUAUUUUGUACGACAUGUAUCAAGGGGAACCUUGGUGAAAGUUUUUCAUUAAAAAUACAAGCCUCUGUUUGGCAGUGCUGUUGUUGUGCUCCAUCUCUGCUGCAGCAGCUAACUGUAGAAUGUGAGAAGGCCCUUCUCGUUGAAGGUUUUUCAGGCACCAGCUCUGAUAGUGAUUCAGGACAAUCAGAAAAUGAUACCACCAAGGGGUUGAAAAGAGCUAAGAGGAGGCCGAAAAAGAGGAUUAGGAGAAUCCUUGAUGAUGCUGAACUGGGGGAAGAGACCAAGAGAAAGAUUGCUAUUGAAAAGGCACGACAAGAACACCUGAAGUCUCUGCAAGCUAAAUCAUGGAUAAAGAAAACUGAAAGUUGUCUCGGAACUGCAGUGGAAGGUACUACUGUUGACGUGCUGGGUGAUGCGAUAAAAGGUUAUAUCGUAAAUGUGGUGAGGGAAAAAGACGAGGAAGCUGUAAGGAUUCCUCUGAGUAUCUCAUCGAAUUUAAAGCCCCAUCAGGUAUCAGGUAUACGAUUCAUGUGGGAAAAUAUCAUACAAUCUAUCAAAAAGGUGAAAUCCGGGGACAAAGGUCUUGGUUGCAUACUAGCUCAUACUAUGGGCCUUGGUAAAACUUUUCAGGUGAUAGCUUUUCUAUACACUGCUAUGAGACAAGUAGAUCUCGGACUUAAAACUGCCCUUAUUGUCACUCCUGUGAAUGUGCUACACAAUUGGAAAUAUGAGUUUACGAAGUGGAAACCUGAGGAACUAAAGGCUCUUCGUGUUUAUAUGCUAGAGGAAGUUCCAAGGGAGAGAAGGAUAGAUUUACUUACAAAGUGGAGAAAUAAGGGAGGUAUCUUUUUGAUUGGUUAUGCUGCUUUUCGUAACUUGUCUCUGGGAAAGAAUAUAAAGGACAGGAAUCUGGCUAGGGAAUACUGCAAUGCCCUACAGAAUGGACCUGAUAUAUUAGUAUGUGAUGAGGCCCAUAUGAUCAAGAACAGAAAUGCUGAUAUAACAGUAGCAUUGAAACAAGUGAAGUGCCAGAGAAGAAUUGCUCUAACAGGAUCACCUCUGCAGAACAACUUAAUGGAAUACUAUUGUAUGGUUGAUUUUGUAAGAGAAGGAUUCCUUGGCAACAGCCAAGAGUUCAGAAACCGGUUUCAGAAUCCUAUUGAAAAUGGUCAACAUACUAACUCCACAGCUGAUGAUGUAAAAGUUAUGAACCAACGGUCACAUAUCCUCUAUGAACAACUUAAAGGUUACGUUCAAAGAAUGGACAUGAAUGUGGUUAAGAAAGAUUUGCCUCCUAAAACAGUAUACGUAAUAGCAGUAAAGCUUUCACAAUUGCAAAGGAUAUUAUACAAAAAAUUUCUUGAUGAGCAUGGCUUCACAAAUGACAAAAUCUCUGGUGAAAAGUCUCGGAGCUUUUUUGCGGGAUAUCAAGCAUUAGCUCAGGUAUGGAACCAUCCUGGGCUAUUGCGAAUGUCCGAACAAAAAAAUAGUGCUAGACGUGAAGUGAAUGUGGAAAAUUUUGUUGUGGAUGGCAGCUCUAGUGAUGAUAACAUAGAGGAUGAUGUAUCAACUGGAGAGAAGCAGAAGAUAAAGAAUGAUCUCAAAAAGAGUGGGAGUGGCUAUAUCAACGAGGGUUGGUGGACGAAUCUUCUUACUGAAAAGAACUUUAAAGAGGUCGAUUAUAGUGGUAAAAUGGUUUUGCUACUUGAUUUGUUGUCUAUGAGUUCUGAAGAGGGUGACAAGGCUUUAGUUUUCAGCCAGAGCCUAACAACCCUAGAUCUCAUUGAGUUUUAUCUUUCUAAGUUACCAAGAAAAGAAAGAAAAGGAAAAUUUUGGAAACAAGGAAAAGACUGGUACAGGUUGGAUGGAAGUACACCAGCUUCUGAAAGACAAAAAUUGGUAGAGAAGUUUAAUGAGUCUACAAAUAGUAGGGUAAAAUGCACCUUGAUCUCAACACGAGCUGGAUCGUUGGGAAUAAACCUUCAUUCUGCUAAUCGAGUUAUUAUUGUUGAUGGUUCUUGGAAUCCAACUUAUGAUCUUCAGGCUAUAUUUCGGGCUUGGAGGUAUGGCCAGAGGAAGGCAGUGUACGCUUAUCGAUUGAUGGCUCAUGGAACCAUGGAAGAAAAGAUAUAUAAACGUCAGGUCACGAAGGAGGGGCUUGCUGCAAGAGUGGUGGAUAAACAACAAGUACAUAGAACUAUGUCUAGAGAGGAGAUGUUACAUCUCUUUGAUUUUGGCGACGAAGAAAGUUCAGAUGCAGUUUUGGGAGAGAGUCAAAUUCCGAGGAAUUUGUUUUUGACAAGUCAGCCUGCUGGUUCACUAAAGCAGAAGAUUUCUAAUGGAUGCUCUUCUUCUGACAAGUUAAUGGAGAGUUUAGUUAGCAGACAUUAUCCGCGGUGGAUAGCCAAUUACCAUGAACAUGAGACACUUUUGCAAGAAAAUGAAGAAGAGAAACUAUCCAAAGAAGAGCAAGACUUGGCUUGGGAGACGUAUCGCAGAACUAUAGAAGGGGAAGAGGUUCAGAGAAUUCCAAUUGAUGAUUCAACAGUUGAGCGCAAGCCUCCUGUUGCUCCUCCACUUGUGGCCCUGGCUGCACAAGUGAAUCAAAUCAACUCUGGACUAUCCAGGGUAAGUUCGAGGAAUCAUGUGAAUACACGUAGAUGUACAAUUCUUUCACACAAGCUUACACUAAGAAGUCAGGGAACGAAAGAUGAUUGUGCUACGGUUUGUGGGGAAUGUGGCCAAGAGAUUAGCUGGGGGGACCUCAACCGAGACCCAAAGUGAGUUGCAUGAUUGAAGACGAUACCCCAACAUUCAAGCACCCAAUGUUCAUAAAGUUGUAUUUAACGAUACUUAGAAAGGUAUUGUAAAUUCCAUACCCUUUUAACCAUUGAAAAAGAGUAGAAAAUAUAAUCCCAUUUUCUUAUAGCAAAUGUAGCCUCUUGAGUAAUUUUUUUUUUGGCAGAAUGAAAUUUGUGAUCAAUGUGAGUUCCUGUCCUGAGUUCUCACGAGGCUGUAUUGUGGUUUCCAAUUUGCAUUAAGCUCUUUUUGUUAAUCUGAUUGGAGCUGUUGUUCUUGAAUAUUUUCUGGAAUUGCAACUAAGGUUUUAUUUUGAAGAUGGCAAUAUAUGGUUCUGCUACUUAUCCU
Molecule: messenger RNA, 5083 nt
Organism: Papaver somniferum (opium poppy)
Lineage: Eukaryota; Viridiplantae; Streptophyta; Magnoliopsida; Ranunculales; Papaveraceae
Product: protein CHROMATIN REMODELING 20-like
Exons: 26
Coding region: 290-4720 (1476 amino acids)
Cellular component (GO): nucleus
Molecular function (GO): ATP-dependent chromatin remodeler activity; ATP hydrolysis activity; ATP binding
Source: RefSeq, a predicted model, not a curated record